Euleptes europaea (tarantolino) is the source of this 948-nucleotide messenger RNA. RefSeq names its product olfactory receptor 51V1-like. Bases 1 to 948 code for a protein of 315 amino acids. Gene Ontology annotation, cellular component: membrane. Lineage: Eukaryota; Metazoa; Chordata; Lepidosauria; Squamata; Sphaerodactylidae. Gene Ontology annotation, biological process: G protein-coupled receptor signaling pathway. The record is from RefSeq and is a predicted model, not a curated record. Gene Ontology annotation, molecular function: olfactory receptor activity; G protein-coupled receptor activity. The transcript has a single exon.
AUGGCCUCCUUCACACCUGCCAACAACAGCAACCCAGUGUUUGGCCUGAGUGGCUUCCCAGGGCUGGAGAGGGUUCACCACUGGAUUAGCAUCCCCAUCUUUUCCGCUUACCUGGCUGCCAUGCUGGGUAACUGCACCAUUCUGUACAUCAUCUGGACAGAGCCCAGUCUGCACCAGCCCAUGUAUUACUUCCUGGCCAUGCUGGCUACCACCGACCUGGGACUCUGCCUCACCACAGUGCCCACCGUCAUGGGAGUCCUCUGGUUCCAGCUAAGGAAGAUCAGCGUACACCUCUGCAUUUCUCAAGGCUUCAUCUUCCACUCCUUCUCCUUCAUGGAGUCGGCUGUGCUCUUUGCCAUGGCAAUAGACCGCUUCCUAGCCAUCUGCUUCCCUCUGAGAUACACACUUCUGCUGACCACCAACAGAGUGGCUGCAGUUGGGCUGAUCCUUCUGCUGAGAAGCACCGUGCUCCUAAUUCCCCUCAUGCCUUUUGUUCUACAGUUCCGCUACUGUCCGGGUGCAACCCUUUCUCACUCCUACUGUUUACAUCAGGAUAUUAUCCGCUUGGCAUGUGCCAACACAAGCUUCAACAGCCGUUAUGCUCUCAUCCUCAUCUUCCUCACCAUGGGCUCUGAUCUGCUCUUCAUCCUCAUCUCCUACAGCCUUAUCCUGAAGGCAGUCCUGGGUAUGACUUCUGGGAACGAAGGCCACCACAAGGCCCUGGGCACAUGCGUCUCCCAUGUCUGCGCUGUCCUGGCUUUCUAUGUUCCAGUGCUUGGGCUGUCCAUCGUGCACCGGUUUGGCCAGCAUGCCUCUCCCCUUCUCCAUGUCAUCAUGGGCAACUUCUACAUUCUUCUACCACCCUUGAUGAACCCCAUCAUUUACUGCAUCAAAACAAAGCAAAUCUACAGCAGGAUCCUCAGAAUAGUCUCAUUCAAGAUCCCCUAA